Babesia microti strain RI is the source of this 1719-nucleotide messenger RNA. RefSeq names its product Transcription factor IIIB 90 kDa subunit. Lineage: Eukaryota; Apicomplexa; Aconoidasida; Piroplasmida; Babesiidae. The transcript has 2 exons. Gene Ontology annotation, molecular function: RNA polymerase III general transcription initiation factor activity; TBP-class protein binding; RNA polymerase III type 3 promoter sequence-specific DNA binding. Gene Ontology annotation, cellular component: transcription preinitiation complex; transcription factor TFIIIB complex; nucleus. The record is from RefSeq and is a predicted model, not a curated record. Gene Ontology annotation, biological process: DNA-templated transcription initiation; transcription preinitiation complex assembly; transcription by RNA polymerase III. The coding region runs from base 1 to 1719 and encodes 572 amino acids.
AUGGUCGUCAAAAGCUCCAACUGUAAGUAUUGUGCGUUUGAAAGGAUCGAGUAUUGCGAUGAACAGGGUGAGACUUUGUGCAUCAACUGUGGCGCCGUCCUCGAGGAACGUGGAAUGGUUGAACUUCUGCAAUACUCUGAGACCCCUUCCGGAGGUUCGGCAAUUGUUGGACAGUUUUUACCCACUGUUGGAUGCAGGCAUGUAACUUUGGCUUUUGGCUCCAAGCAGAGCAGGGGUCAAAUUAUUCAAAGGGGUUACAGCAAUAUACAACGCAUAGCUGGAUACCUUCACCUAUCAACCCAGCAUGUAGAGGCUGCGCAACGCAUUUAUUUGCUGGCAGUUCAACGUAGUUUUACAAUCGGCCGAAACAAUCUUCAUGUAGCUGCAUGUUGUCUUUACAUUAUUUGCCGGAGGGAAAAGACACCACAUCUGUUAAUUGACUUCUCAGAUGUAUUACAAACACCAGUCAAAAUACUUGGACAGAUUUUUAUGAAAUUAGUGCGUUUGCUUCAUAUCUCAGUUCCAAACGUCGAUCCAUCUAUCUUCUUCGAGCGAUUCGCUAGCCAGCUAAAAAUCAAAGAUAAAAUUAGACAGAUAACUGCAACGGGGAUAAGAUUGAUUCAGGCAAUGGACAGGGAUUGGCUCUGUACCGGUAGGAGGCCUACUGGCCUUUGCGGUGCUGCAUUGGUUGUAGCUUCUAGAUAUCAUGGAGUUCCACUUUCUGAAUCAGCAGUGGCUAAUGUUGUUAGAAUAUCAAAUUAUACAAUUAUUAAGAGAUUGUCAGAAUUUAAAUUGACUGCUACAGCCAGAUUAACUAGGGGAGAUUUUGAACGCCUUGAUCUCACCGAAUUACCGCAGCUAUCCUUGCCCCCAUGCCUAAGAAGCUCAGCCCCUAAUCUAGUCGUAACGGACCUCGAUUCUGCACAUACAGACUGUGGGCGAUCUGAAUCAGGAUUAACUGAUAUUCGCAGCAUUUCUGUCAAAGACUUUUCAGUGGUGAACGCCAGCACUCCCUCCAUUGCUAAUUCCAGUGUCAUUAAUGGAUCAAUAGACGGUGGUUCAGUCAAUGGUGAUGGUGAUAAAAUAUGCGAGUUGGACACGUUGUUUUCUGUGGAUGAUUCGAUGGAUAAUAGCAAUGAUGUACUUGGGGAUACUUUGGAAAAUUCUUUGGUAGCGGAAUCUUUGAUUUGCAGCGAACCCAUGAAGAGCAGCCCCGGUGGGUCGAUGGAAUCAGAUUCCACUUGUGAAACCAUGUAUGAGCCCCCGAUAGUGCCACAAGAGAUGAUAGAUAGUGUUAAAGAAACGUUGCUACGGCAUCAAGAAAAGCAAAGGGCCAUUGAAACUAUGUUGGACAAUUUUAACUCUUAUAUAGAAUCUUCAGAACCAAAUAGCGAAUGUGAAACCGACGAGACCAUCAGUGAACCUGAUGAAGAAGAUGAGCUAGUAAUCUCCCAAAUGAUACUAACUGAUAAGGAGAGGGAGUGUAAGGCCACUAUCUGGGAUGAGAUGACCAGAGAUGUAAUGCCACAUGUAUGGCGUAGGUUGCAAGAGAGACAAAAGCGUGCCUCUACAGAGCAUAAGCGGAAAUAUGUCAAGAGGAAGAUACAGUAUCCAGAGGCCUCGAAUGCAGCUGAGUCAGUUAAAAUGGCUUUGGAACGUCAUGGCAAGGGAUUGGUUAAACGAUUAAACUACAAUGCUUUAUAUUCACUACUUACAUGA